This is a messenger RNA of Salvelinus namaycush (lake trout), 1784 nucleotides long. RefSeq names its product basic proline-rich protein-like. The record is from RefSeq and is a predicted model, not a curated record. Lineage: Eukaryota; Metazoa; Chordata; Actinopteri; Salmoniformes; Salmonidae. The annotation marks the transcript as partial. The transcript has 4 exons.
AUGGAAUUUGCCAACCCCCAGUCCAGCCCACCUCCCAUCUCCCCAGCCAACCCCCAGUCCAGCCCACCUCCCAUCUCCCUAGCCAACCCCCAGUCCACCCCACCUCCCAUCUCCCUAGCCAACCCCCAGUCCAGCCCACCUCCCAUCUCCCUAGCCAACCCCCAGUCCACCCCACCUCCCAUCUCCCUAGCCAACCCCCAGUCCAGCCCACCUCCCAUCUCCCUAGCCAACCCCCAGUCCAGCCCACCUCCCAUCUCCCUAGCCAACCCCCAGUCCACCCCACCUCCCAUCUCCCUAGCCAACCCCCAGUCCAGCCCACCUCCCAUCUCCCUAGCCAACCCCCAGUCCACCCCACCUCCCAUCUCCCUAGCCAACCCCCAGUCCAGCCCACCUCCCAUCUCCCUAGCCAACCCCCAGUCCAGCCCACCUCCCAUCUCCCUAGCCAACCCCCAGUCCACCCCACCUCCCAUCUCCCUAGCCAACCCCCAGUCCAGCCCACCUCCCAUCUCCCCAGCCAACCCCCAGUCCAGCCCACCUCCCAUCUCCCCAGCCAACCCCCAGUCCAGCCCACCUCCCAUCUCCCCAGCCAACCCCCAGUCCAGCCCACCUCCCAUCUCCCUAGCCAACCCCCUGUCCACCCCACCUCCCAUCUCCCUAGCCAACCCCCAGUCCAGCCCACCUCCCAUCUCUCUAGCCAACCCCCAGUCCACCCCACCUCCCAUCUCCCUAGCCAACCCCCAGUCCAGCCCACCUCCCAUCUCCCCAGCCAACCCCCAGUCCAGCCCACCUCCCAUCUCCCCAGUCAACCCCCAGUCCAGCCCACCUCCCAUCUCCCUAGCCAACCCCCAGUCCACCCCACCUCCCAUCUCCCUAGCCAACCCCCAGUCCAGCCCACCUCCCAUCUCCCUAGCCAACCCCCAGUCCACCCCACCUCCCAUCUCCCUAGCCAACCCCCAGUCCAGCCUACCUCCCAUCUCCCUAGCCAACCCCCAGUCCACCCCACCUCCCAUCUCCCUAGCCAACCCCCAGUCCAGCCCACCUCCCAUCUCCCCAGCCAACCCCCAGUCCAGCCCACCUCCCAUCUCCCUAGCCAACCCCCAGUCCACCCCACCUCCCAUCUCCCUAGCCAACCCCCAGUCCAGCCCACCUCCCAUCUCCCCAGUCAACCUCCAGUCCAGCCCACCUCCCAUCUCCCUAGCCAACCCCCAGUCCAGCCCACCUCCCAUCUCCCUAGCCAACCCCCAGUCCACCCCACCUCCCAUCUCCCUAGCCAACCCCACCAACCCCCAGUCCAGCCCACCUCCCAUCUCCCCAGUCAACCCCCAGUCCAGCCCACCUCCCAUCUCCCUAGCCAACCCCCAGUCCAGCCCACCUCCCAUCUCCCCAGCCAACCCCCAGUCCAGCCCACCUCCCAUCUCCCCAGUCAACCCCCAGUCCAGCCCACCUCCCCAGCCCACCCCCAGUCCAGCCCACCCCACCUCCCAUCUCCCCAUCCAGCCCACCCCACCCCCCAUCUCCCCAGCCAACCCCCAGUCCAGCCCACCUCCCAUCUCCCCAGCCAACCCCCAGUCCAGCCCACCUCCCAUCUCCCUAGCCAACCCCCAGUCCAGCCCACCUCCCAUCUCCCCAGCCAACCCCCAGUCCAGCCCACCUCCCAUCUCCCCAGUCAACCCCCAGUCCAGCCCACCUCCCAUCUCCCUAGCCAACCCCCAGUCCACCCCAUCUCCCAUCUCCCCAGUCAACCUCCAGUCCAGCCCACCUCCCAUCUCCCCAGCCCACCCCCA